AUGAUUAACUCCAAGAAGUUCUUACAAAUGGUCAAGAAAUGGCAAAAGAUGGCCAUUUUGGGAAGAAGAAGGAUCAUCCAAUUCUACACAUGUCAACAAGAACCAGUGAUGAUGCUUGCUCCAUCAGACAAUUGCAACCCAUCAAUUGCGAAUAGAGGCCAUCCUAUUUGUGUGUUCCUUGAUGGGAAGAGAUUCAUGAUCCCUCUCAGUUGUCUGAGCCAUAGUCUCUUAAGAGAGCUCUUCAGAUUAUCUGAAGAAGAGUAUGGCUUGCCAAGCAAUGGCCCAAUCACUUUGCCUUGUGAUGCCUCUUGCAAGGAACAUAUCAUCUCUCUAGUUCGGUGCGAGGCAUAUAUGGACGCAGAGGAGCCUGGUAGAUGCUCAAGGUCUCCUACAUCGUUGCGGCAACAAAAUCGGCAACUGUGCUUGUCUGUGUCUGUUUAUGAUUUCUGA
This is a messenger RNA of Asparagus officinalis (garden asparagus), 450 nucleotides long. RefSeq names its product auxin-responsive protein SAUR68-like. Lineage: Eukaryota; Viridiplantae; Streptophyta; Magnoliopsida; Asparagales; Asparagaceae. Gene Ontology annotation, biological process: response to auxin. The record is from RefSeq and is a predicted model, not a curated record. The transcript is spliced from 2 exons. The coding region runs from base 1 to 450 and encodes 149 amino acids.